This is a messenger RNA of Pangasianodon hypophthalmus (striped catfish), 4237 nucleotides long. It is a transcript of the gene deptor, whose product is annotated as DEP domain containing MTOR-interacting protein. Gene Ontology annotation, molecular function: protein binding. The transcript has 10 exons. The coding region runs from base 457 to 1650 and encodes 397 amino acids. Lineage: Eukaryota; Metazoa; Chordata; Actinopteri; Siluriformes; Pangasiidae. Gene Ontology annotation, biological process: intracellular signal transduction; negative regulation of TOR signaling. The record is from RefSeq and is a predicted model, not a curated record.
UGUCAGUGACUCGCCCUGCUCGCUGCCCGAGGCGCGCUGCCACUGCGGGAUAGCAAACACUCACCAUCUCACUCAUCCGCUCACUGCGGCUCAGCACUCACUCUCCUCCCCACUCACGAGCUUCACACAUGAGCAUUAAUUCAUUUACAGCCUUGGACAAAAUUCUGAAGAAGAAUCUGUAUGCAUUUUUUUUCUCCCACACACACACACGCACACACACACACACACACACACACACAGAAGUGCCUUUGUGCGACUGGAAAGAGCGAGUGCUUUGCUUGCUGGGAUACAAAAGGCACAAGUUUGCUCCUGUCAGGAGGAUUUAAACCUCCACUGAACACAGAGGCUGAAUGAGUCAGGCUGCAGUUAUGGACGGAACAACUCAGCGGUGACUGGGAUCACAAAUCAUUACUCGGGAUUUGGUGGAAAACAGAUCGAUCGUCAAAUCAACAAGAGAUGGACUCGAUCGGGAACACCAUGCAGAACAAGGCUGCUGAGCUGGAGCGCAUGGCUGAAGUGCUCGUUACUGGCGAGCAGUUGAGAUUGCGGCUCCAUGAGGGCAAAGUCAUCAAAGACCGGAGGCAUCAUCUCCGUACCUACCCCAACUGCUUUGUGGCUAAGGAGCUUAUUGAUUGGUUGAUCGAACACAAGGAGGCCUCAGACAGAGACACGGCCAUCAAGAUCAUGCAGAAGUUGCUGGACCAGAGCAUCAUCCAUCAUGUUUGUGAUGAGCACAAGGAGUUCAAAGACAUGAAGCUGUUUUACCGCUUCAGGAAAGAUGAUGGAACGUUUCCUCUGGACAGCGAGGCUAAGGUUUUCAUGAGAGGCCAGAGGAUAUAUGAGAAACUGAUGAACGCAGAGAACAACCUGCUUAAGACACGUGAGGAGGACAGCAUUUCCCAUGAGCGGACACUGGUGGGCUCGGAGUUUAUUGACUGGCUCUUGCAGGAAGGGGAAAUGGCCACCAGAGAGGAGGCAGAGCAGCUUGGGCGGAGACUGCUGGAGCAUGGAAUCAUUCAGCAUGUUACCAACAAGCACCACUUUGCGGACGGUAACCUCCUCUUUCAGUUCCGGAUGAAUUUCCGCCGGCGGAGGCGACUGAUGGAGCUGCUGAACGAGCGAACUCGCGUGAUUCCAGAGAGCCAUGACAGCCCGUUCUGCCUGCGCAAACAGAACACUGACAGCAGCAACAACAGCUUCCUCUCUGUGAGCCCCACUAAAGAGAUUAAGGUGGUGUCGGCAGUGAGGCGCAGCAGUAUGAGCAGUAGCUGUGGCAGCAGUGGUUAUUACAGCAGCAGUCCCACUCUGAGUAGCAGUCCUCCUGUGCUCUGCAACCCCAAAUCUGUGCUGAAGAGACAAGUAAGCCCAGAGGAGCUGCAGACUCCAGGAGGGCCCUUUAUAAAGAAGACAUUCACUAUUGUAGGUGAUGCAGUGGGCUGGGGCUUCGUGGUCAGAGGAAAUAAACCCUGCCACAUCCAGGCUGUUGACCCCAGUGGACCUGCUGCUGCAGCAGGGAUGAAGGUGUGUCAGUUUGUGGUGUCGGUCAACGGGCUGAAUGUGCUGAAUCUGGACUACAAGACUGUCAGUAACCUCAUCCUCACUGGACCCAGGACUGUGGUCAUGGAGGUCAUGGAAGAGGUGGAAUAUUAAAGACGAGUUCUUCAGCCUUUUCUCCUUAUUUUCUUUCUUUCUCUAUUAAUCAGUCACUUGUUUUUUUCCUCUGUGCAUAGUGUCAGUGAAAGCUUUUGGUGGAAUCUUCAGCAGAAUAUUCUAGAGAAAGGCAGAGAUCCAGUCAUCGGAUGUCACAUCAUCACUGUUGAUCUUAUCACUAUUAAUUCAAAAUUUGAGUUCAGUGACACUACUUCCUGUUCGUGCCUCACAUCAUUCGCCAAGAGACUCAUUAUGAGGACGUUAUGACGACAGAAGGGAAAAAGGGAAUUGUGUCAAGACGUCAUUGUAACGAACUGUGUACAGAUUGGAGAAAUUGUUCUAUACAGAUUUAUGAUAUGCUUCUUGAGUAUGGGAAUCCAUUCCUAAACAUUUUGUGUGUAGCAUUCAAGUGAUGACCAAGAGCUUCAUUCAGGCUUGAGCGAUGUUUAUGAGUAGCUGAGUGAGGCUAACAAUAACACACUGUUGUGUUGCAGUGCUGCAGUGCAGUCAUGCAUGGCUAACAAAGUGUCGAUUCCACGCAUUUUCAGGGCUAAGUGUCAAUAGGUCAUAUUUUGAGACACCCGAACGUUCUUUAAUUAGGAUUUAAAAGGGAUAAGCUUUACCUCGGCAGUGUCAGAAAUAUGUCACCUUUUUUUUUUGCAUCCAUAAACUUUAAUGAAGAAAAAUGUUGAUGUUGAAAAGAGGAACCACACUUACAUGUGAUUUCUGUAUGUCUGUAAUUUUUGAAGGUAAAUAUAGGACCCUUUUAAAACAUUAUUAUUUACACUAUAAUGUAAAUAUUUACCAAUAUUUACACUGCAAAGAAUGUUAUCUUAGCAAGUGAAAAUAUCUUGAAUAUAGUCAAAUUGAUUAUAUUAUAUAGUAUUUCCUAUUAUAAGAUGCAGAAAAUCAGCUGAUAGCAUCAAUAAUCUUUAUAUGUUGUUGAUUGUAAAUUUAUAAUACUAACUAAAUUUUACUAUAUUCAGCUAUGUCAAGAUAUUUUCAAGAUAUUUCCACUUGCUAAGACUACAUUUUUCCAGUGUAGUUACAGUGAAAGUGUCUGAUAGGUAACUGGAAGGCACUUUUUAGCUUUCUUUAUAAUGUGAAACAUAUAGUAGCAAUAGUGGUAACAUUUUUAUAUUAAGGUUCCUGUAUUUAUUGCAUUAAAAGUAACACAUGUUAAUCUUAGCAUUAAUAACUCAAGUAAUUUUAACAAAGUAAUUGAACUUACCUUUAAAUGGUAAUUAAAUACACCAGCAUUGACUAAUGUUUACUCAAUCCGUGACUAAAAAUAAGUCUACAGAAAUUAGCAAAAAAUAAAUUACACCAUGUUGCUAAAUGCUGAAAUUGUACUGAGGACUGGUCUCCAGGUGUAAAUACUGAAACUUGCUUUUCAGCCUCAGUCCUGAAUUUUACUAGUUAACAACCACUAACAUGUUGGUUCAUACUGCUCAUUGUUGCCUUAUGUUUACUUACUGAUUGUAUGAACAUUGGUUAAGGCAUACAGAUAUGUCGAUUAUUUGGCUUAUUUAGUUUUGGCUUAUUUUGGUUUAUAAAAAUCACUUGAUACAAGAGUUAAAUAAUUUGUUAAAGUUUUUGGUAACAUUUAUUAAUGCUGAAAACAAAUUAUGUCUUGUUCGUGUUACUAAUGCAUUAAAUAUUAGUUCAGGAAGCCUUAAUGUAAAGGAUUACCUCAAUAAUCAUAUUGUGCUAAAUAUUAAUAACAAUAUAUGAUAGCCAUAUUGUCUCAUGUCUGUAACAUGGCAGAAUUAAAAAAAAAAAAAAAAAAGAUCAAUAAUAUAGUAUUUAAUGCCACUUGCCAAAGUAUGCAAGUGUAAUCUAAGAAACGCACAUAUUUAAGAGUGAUUUUUUUAAUGUUUAGGAAUUGAAGAAUGAAAUCUGAAUUGGUCCAGUGCAUGAGAUUAGGUGUAAGUAGUGUUUGCUUACUUAAUUUAAAAAAGCAAAAAAACUAUUGAGGAUAAAUUAGCAGCGUUGGACUCACCAGUAUGUUUUAUGCUUCUCUUAAUCAAGGACAGUGGUACCAUCCAGUGAAUUUCCACUUCCAAUCCAUUUCAGGUUCAUAUUCCACAUCUCACUUACAGUGGAUUUGUAAUGAUGUUCCUAGAUGCAUGGAUUCCACAUAAUUGGUUUCACAGAUCGCACUGAAUUUGCAGUGCUUUUGCCUUAAUGCCAUUUAUUUUGCUGCUAAUCCUCAUGGCUGGUGAUCACCUAACACUCUCCACUGAACGUGAACACUUUUGUCUCAAGAGCUCUCUGUGUUAUAUGUGUUUUACUGCUUCUUACUGACAAUCAGCUUUCUAUUUCUGGGAGUAAGCACUCCCAGCAAGCUAUCUACCACAUUUUCCCUGGCACAUAAGGGUAUAAACAGAGAAGCAACUGAUAUAAAAGUAACAGCUCAUGAGUUCAGAAAAUGUACAGACACAGCAUAGAAAAUGUUUUACACACUAGAAGUGCAUCUGUCUAUAUAAGGGAAGUAAGCUGAAGGUACCACAUAUGUAUUUUGAAAAAUCAUACCAUGUCUGUUGAAAUGUUUUAUUAAACAUGUUGAUAUGAAUGAAUUACAGAA